Sus scrofa (pig) is the source of this 1521-nucleotide messenger RNA. The record is from RefSeq and is a predicted model, not a curated record. NCBI's taxonomy places the organism in Eukaryota, Metazoa, Chordata, Mammalia, Artiodactyla, Suidae.
GGCGAGGGCAGUGGCUUCCUUUCUCACACCAGGCCCCCCUCCCCAGCCUGUGCCAUGUGGGGGCUGCUGGCAGGCAGGGUGCCACCUGAGGGGCCCUGGGAGCUGCAGGGCAUCAAGCUGCUGAGCCAGAAUGACCUCUAUUGCCAGAUCCUGCUGCUGCUGCCUUUGCUGCCAUGGGACCUGCUGCUGCUGCACGUCAGGCCCCCCACCCCCAGCCCAGCACAGUCCUGGGCCUCGCCUUCUUAGGUGUAGGCGGGGGCCUGUGCCUCCCCUGCCUCUGGCUCUGCUGAGCCACAUGGAUGCCUUCCUCCCCAGCCCUGCCAGUCUUCCUACUCCUACUGUCAGGAGGUGCUGGACCGGCUCAUCCAGUGCGGGCUCCUGGUCACCGAAGAGGUAGGAAGGGCAGCUGGAGACCAAGUCCCUGCCUGGGGCCUGGCCCCCUUCAGCUUCCACCCUUGAGUGACAGCUGUCUGGGCUCCUCCCCACCAGCUGCACUCUGGGGGGCCAGGUCCCUGGUGUAUCAGAGAAGCCACUCUCCACCUUGGGACCCAUGUGUAGCUGUCUUGAUAGGACUGGACAAUGCACCUCUGAGGAUUUCUGCACAGCACCUGCCCUCCACAUUUUCUGUCCACAGCCUUGAGGGUGGGUGCUCACUUCCUCUCAGGGCACAAGUUGGCAUGGCAGGCGUCCUGGUCCAGGGCAUCCUCUGGGCUCCCUCAGCCUGCAUGUGCCGGUUUCACCUCCCUAUGCUGGCUGCCCAUGGACCUAGUCUAGGGGGCUCAGAGCUGAACCUCAGCCAACCUGACAGGGUCCAAUGGCUCCCCCAGACCCCAGGUUCCUGGCCAGCCUGUGACACAAGGCAGCAGCGCUUGAGUGCUGAACUGCUGUGGAAACCAAGUGGGGACCUCACUGACAGUGACAGUGACAACUUCGAGGAGGCUGAGGCUCAGUCAGCAGCCAUGCUGCCCUUUUUCCUCUUCCUCUGCCACCUGCUCAGCCUGCUGUUCAAGGCCUUUGCGCAGGCUGCCACCUUCCUCCGCCAGGGACAGCUGCCGGACACUGGUAAGGCCGGCACUCUGGUGGCCAUUCAGGGGAGGGGCUGGGUUUGUGUGGGGUCCCGGGGCUCGGACUUCUCUCUCCCACAGAGUCUGGCUAUGUGGAGCAGCUGUUCCAGCACUUACAGGCCACUGCCCAGGAGGAAGGGUUCUUUGAGUGUGCGGACCCUAAUCUCGCCGUCAGUGCUGUCUGGACCUUCAGCGACUUGGGGGUGCUGUAGCAGACGCCCAGCCCUGUCGCCCCUAUGCUCCACCUGUCCCCUACCUUUGCCAGCUGGGACAACCAGGAAAAGCUGGAACCACUCAUCCGGCAGUUCAUCUGUGGCUAGAACUGUGGGGAGGAGCCCAUGCUGAGCCUUCUCAGCCCCAGAACACGGCCAUGUGCUGGAGCCUGAAGACUAGGAGCUACACAGCCUCAGCUGGACUGUAAGACCCUUGAGGUCUUACUUGGCCCUUGCUGUUGCUU